Molecule: messenger RNA, 210 nt
Organism: Phytophthora nicotianae INRA-310
Lineage: Eukaryota; Oomycota; Peronosporomycetes; Peronosporales; Peronosporaceae
Exons: 1
Coding region: 1-210 (69 amino acids)
Source: RefSeq, a predicted model, not a curated record
AUGCAGCUUCGUCGUAGUAAGGGCAAGUCGACCAAGAAGCCUACCUCGCCCAAGAAGGUGGGGCGGCCGAAAAAGUACACGCGGCGUUCGUGUCCACACUGCCUACGGAAGGCGAAGACUGCCCAAGGCCUAAGGAAACACCUGAACAAGAAGCUCAAGUGUGAUCUUGCUUCUGUUGCUGCGCGUGUCGCUGAGCGCAAGAAGUCGUGA